Plenodomus lingam JN3 is the source of this 1950-nucleotide messenger RNA. RefSeq lists its product as uncharacterized. NCBI's taxonomy places the organism in Eukaryota, Fungi, Ascomycota, Dothideomycetes, Pleosporales, Leptosphaeriaceae. Gene Ontology annotation, molecular function: transmembrane transporter activity. The record is from RefSeq and is a predicted model, not a curated record. Gene Ontology annotation, biological process: transmembrane transport. Gene Ontology annotation, cellular component: membrane.
AUGGAUAGCCAGGACUACAGCGACAAAGAUCGCACCCAGCAUCAUGAUUCUGCUUUCGAAGAACGUGGUGUUGUGAAUACUGGCAACAGUGUAUCGGCGAAGAUCCAGAAUCCUCUCAUUCACAUGACCGAGGAUGAAAUGCUUCAAGAUGUCGAUUCAUUCGCAAAGGAGCACGACUUCGAGCAACACCUGCCUCUGCUUCGCAAAGCUGCGCUUGUCGCACGCGACCCGAUCAAUAUGAAAAAGGUCCCUGGGAUCACUCAAGAAGAGACGGAUGCAAUCUCCAAUGAGGUCCUGCACAAGUGGCGUCAACCGAAGAUUCUUUACUUCACCAUUGUUCUCUGCUCUGUUGGUGCUGCUGUGCAAGGUUGGGACCAGACUGGAUCGAAUGGAGCCAACCUGUCGUUCCCAGACGCCCUUGGAAUUCCCACGUCGGAGAUGGUCAAUGGCGUUGUCAAUCCCAAUGCGGCCCGCAACCAAUGGCUUCAAGGAUUGAUCAAUGCCGGACCCUACAUUGCUUCUGCUUUCUUUGGAUGCUGGCUUUCUGAUCCGCUAAAUAAUUUCUUCGGACGUCGUGGCUGCAUCUUUAUAUCCGCAAUAUUCUGCGCUUUGUCGCCUAUUGGAUCUGCAGUCGCUCAAACCUGGGAACAACUCUUCAUUACACGCUUGCUGUUGGGUAUCGGCAUGGGGUGCAAGGGCGCAUCGAUUCCCAUCUUCGCCGCUGAGAAUGCUCCUGCGAGCAUUCGAGGUGCGCUAGUUAUGACCUGGCAGCUGUGGACAGCAUUCGGUAUCUUCCUGGGCACCGUUGCCAAUUUGGCCGUCAAGGAUACAGGAAGAAUUUCCUGGCGCCUGCAAUUUGGAUCAGCUUUGAUUCCAGCGCUUCCCCUCCUUAUCGGUGUCUACUUCUGUCCUGAGUCUCCACGUUGGUACAUGAAGAAGGGAAAAUACACACAGGCGUUCAAAUCGCUCAGACGCCUCCGCAACAACGAUAUCCAAGCUGCUCGCGAUCUGUACUACAUCCACGCGCAGCUGCGCGUCGAGAACAGUCUGAUAUCGUUGAAAACCAACAUAGUCACUCGAUUCAUUCAGCUCUUCACUAUCCCUCGACUUCGGAGGGCGACUGUUGCGUCAGGUGUGGUCAUGAUUGCACAGCAGAUGUGCGGAAUCAACAUCAUCGCUUUCUACUCGAGCACAAUCUUCGAGAAAGCUGGUGCUAGUGUUACAAUCUCCCUCAUUGCAUCCAUGGGCUUUGGAUUGGUCAACUUCGUCUUCGCCUUUCCAGCACUCUGGACUAUCGACACCUUCGGUCGCCGAACAUUGCUCCUGUUUACAUUCCCACAGAUGGCCUGGACAUUGCUCGCAGCUGGUCUCUGUUACUUGAUUCCUCAGAGCAGUGCCGCCCAUCUGGGUCUCGUUGCUCUUUUCGUCUACCUCUUUGGUGCAUGGUACUCGCCGGGAGAAGGUCCAGUGCCCUUCACGUACAGCGCCGAGGUCUUCCCACUUUCUCAUCGCGAAGUCGGCAUGUCUUGGGCUGUUGCAACAUGCCUGUUCUGGGCAGCCGUCUUGUCAAUCACCUUCCCGCGCAUGCUAAGUGCCAUGACACCAACCGGCGCAUUCGGAUUCUAUGCAGGCCUCAACCUUAUCGCUCUAUGUCUUAUCUUCCUCUUUGUACCUGAGACCAAGCAACGCACACUUGAAGAGCUCGACUACAUCUUUGCGAUUCCCACGCGGAAAUUCAUUAGCCACCAGUGUGGUACUGUGCUACCAUGGUGGAUCAAAACUUAUGUCAUGCGAAAGAAGAUUGGACCUUGCCCAUCUCUUAUCAGCUUUGAGGGAGGUGGUGAGAAUGAUCAAGCUCUCGGGGAACAGGUGCGCAAGGCUAGUCUGGCUGGACAUGGUGGUGAAGUCAGGGAGUCUAGUAUUGCCGAUAAGGCGAGCAAGGCGUUCUAG